CAACAAGUUAGAACAGUCUGUGAGUAGAUGGCGCACGAUUCUCAUAUAAGAAUCGGAAAACAGUCCGUGAGUAGGAGGCGCACGAUUCUCAUAUAAGAAUCUGAAAGUAAUAAAGAAGCCUACCGUAAAGUAGCUUUCUUCUGGUCAUUUUAUGAUGGAGGAGACAACAGUGAAAAUAGAGACGGAGCCGCUGGAACGGUUCGAUCGGCCCCUUCUGCUAAAAGCGCCGCCUCCUUUAUCCGGCGAUGUCGCCGUGAUAGAUCUCAGCAGCAGCGGAAGUGAUUCUGAGGUGGAGACUGAGAAAAGGUCCAGGGCUUCGGAUGGUGACGUAGGGGCUUCCAAGAAGCGUAAAUUGGAGGGCAGAAUGUUGGCUGAUCUUCCUCCGGGUUUUCUUGACCCUCUUCCCUCGUCGGGGGAGAAGUCAAUGCGGCCUUCGUUGCUUUCUCCUUCUCAGCCGGUGGCGUCCAAGUCACCGGCGCUCCGUCAGGGUUCAAGACAGUUCUGGAAGGCGGGGGAUUUUGAGAGCCUGCCCGUUGUUGAUGAUUCGACGCAGUUUUCCUUGGGCAUGGACCAUGUCAGAGUGCACCCUAGGUUUCUGCAUUCAAAUGCUACAAGCCACAAGUGGGCACUUGGAGCCUUUGCAGAGUUGUUGGACAAUUCGCUUGAUGAGGUUUGCAAUGGAGCUACCUUUGUGAGCAUAGACAUGCUAACGAAUAAGAAAGAUGGAACAAAAAUGUUACUUAUUGAAGAUGAUGGCGGUGGUAUGAAUCCGGAUAAAAUGCGGCAGUGUAUGUCUCUUGGUUAUUCCAAAAAGAGCAAAAUAGCAAAUUGCAUCGGACAAUAUGGAAACGGAUUUAAGACGAGCACCAUGAGACUUGGUGCAGAUGCCAUCGUUUUCUCUGUCUGUCGUGGUGAAGGAAAAAGCCCUACAAGAAGCAUUGGGAUGUUGUCCUACACAUUCCUGAGGGACACUGGUAAAGAAGACAUUGUAGUUCCCAUGCUUGAUUAUGAGAAGAGGGGGCAAUGUUGGGAAAAAAUGAUGUCUUCAUCAGCAAUUGAUUGGAAUAAAAAUGUGGAUAUUAUUGUGCAGUGGUCACCUUAUUCUUGUGAGGCUGACCUUCUUCAGCAGUUUGAUUUGAUGCAAGAUCAUGGGACUCGGAUAGUUAUAUACAAUCUAUGGGAAGAUGAUCUAGGAAAACUUGAGCUUGAUUUUGACACUGACAAACAUGAUAUUCAAAUUAGUGGUGUCAAUCGAGAUGAAAAAAAGAUUCAAAUGGCUAAACAAUUUCCAAACUCGAAGCACUUCUUGACAUACCGUCAUUCUCUGAGGAGUUAUACCUCCAUUCUGUACCUCAGGCUACCAAAUGGUUUUAGAAUGAUUCUACGUGGCGAGGAGAUCGAGCACCAUAACAUUGUCAAUGAUAUGAUGCUAAAGCAGGAGAACACUUACCGUCCGAAUCCUGGUACUGAUAAGGUUCCGAAGGAUCCAAAUUUGGUUGCUGUUGUGACAAUUGGUUUUGUAAAAGAUGCAAAGCAUCACAUUGAUGUUCAAGGAUUUAAUGUCUACCACAAAAAUAGACUAAUAAAGCCUUUUUGGAGAGUAUGGAAUGCUGCAGGCAGUGACGGGCGUGGUGUAAUAGGUGUUUUAGAGGCCAAUUUUGUAGAGCCAGCUCAUGAUAAGCAGGGCUUCGAACGCACCACUGUUCUUUCAAGACUUGAAUCACGAUUGAUUCUGAUGCAGAAAAAAUACUGGUCAUCAAACUGUCAUAAAGUUGGCUAUGCUCCAAGGAUCAAAAAAAGAAAUGACGAAUCCGAAGACAAUGAUAGCUCGCCUGAAGUUCCUUGCCUGCAGUCGUCUCAGCAUCCCAAGAAGGGUGCGUUUCCCAACAAAGUGUCAAAUGAUUCAAGAAAAUAUCAGUAUUCAGGCAAGCAUCUUUCAAAUGUAAGCAAGAAGGGAAAAAACAUCUCAUCCACCGAAUCAGCUAAAGCAGGAUUCACCGUACCUUCAAAGGAAAAUGGAACCAAGAGUAGUGAGAAGUUUGGGAAAAGCAAAGGAUCUUCUGUUUUAAGAACCCAUGAAUUGCCAUAUGAACGUAAUGAGCGUGGUUCUGGGAGUGAAAAUAUUUUUAAUAAGGGAGAUAAUUUAUUUUCAUCCGUAGUUCCAAAUGUUUCCCCUACAAGAAAAUUCUCUGAUAAAGAGGGCAAUUGUUCAGAAUUGUUAAGUACAUCUCCCUCUUCUUUAAAAUGUAAUUCUGGAGGUAUUGAUGGCAGAUCUACCAGAUCACAGACAAAGGCAGCCUCCCAAAUGCUCAAGGAAGGUGCUCCUGUACCGGAUGUAAAUCAGUCAAAGAUCAAACAAUUAGAAGAUGAAAAUGAUGCUUUGAAGCGAAGGUUAAAGACUGUUGAGGAGUCAAUGUUGCUUGAGCUGCAGCAUGAAAGAAAUAGGAACAAAACAUUGGUUGAUCAGGCAGCCUCCCAAAUGAUCAAGGAAGGUGCUCCUUUUCCGGAGGUAAAUCAGUCAAAGAUCAAACAAUUAGAAGAUGAAAAUGAUGCUUUGAAGCGAAGGUUAAAGACAGUUGAGGAGUCGAUGUUGCUUGAGCUGCAGCAUGAAAGAAAUAGGAACAAAACAUUGAUUGAUCAGCUGGAAGAGGAAGAGAAAAAGCUUGAAGAGUCAAACAAGGAACAGGAAGCUUUAAUCGACAUCUUUUCAGAAGAAAGAACCAGGAGAGAUGAAGAAGAGGCAACAUUAAGGAAGAGGCUAAAGGAUGCUCAGGAUGAAAUACGUGACUUGCUAGAGAAGUUGGCCGCUGCCAAAGAUUAAUUACAGUUUUAUUUGAAAGUGGAAGAGAAAUGAUAGAAUGGUUAAUCUGUUACAGCCUCAGCUUCUGAAGGCUCCUUUAUUGGCGUUCUCAGCUCUUUAGGAGAUACGGCUUAACCUUUCAGGAUCUCAAUGCAAAGAUUUGGACACAUUGGUACGAUCUUCCCAUAUUUCCCUUACUGAACUUGAUUUUUUUUUUUUCUCCUUUGUUAUGCAACCCCUAUGGCAGAAAGCCUUAGCCCAUAUCUUGAAACCCACACACCACACCUCUGUUAGCAUAGUUUAGGAGAUUCUCUUCAUUACUAUUAGUUGCUAAUUUAGAGAGAGAGAGAGAGAGAGAGAGAGAGAGAGAGAGAUUGUAAACACUUGUUUAUGAGGGUAUAUCUCAUGCUAGUAAUGGCAUUAGUAAGAAUUAUCUCCGAGUUUUUUUUUCCUGGUUCGUUUAGAGACUUGGGCUGAUGGUUAAGGUCUGUCUUGGUUCCCUCGAGCUUGAUAUCAUGUUUAGAAAUUAGAUAUCAAGUGCGGCGGAUCUAUAUGUUAUGCAUUACUGUGACAAUUUAAACACUUCAAAUGGUUAUGGGCUGUUGUUGGCUUCAUUCUGAGGGAGUCAGUCUUCAGUUUAUUGUUCGACAUUGAAUGAUGUGAAUAUUAAUUUUGUAAAUAGUUAAAAUAUAAGUAUUGUGUAUGAAAUUUACAUGCA
Messenger RNA from Dendrobium catenatum, 3518 nucleotides. Its product is annotated as protein MICRORCHIDIA 7. NCBI's taxonomy places the organism in Eukaryota, Viridiplantae, Streptophyta, Magnoliopsida, Asparagales, Orchidaceae. Gene Ontology annotation, cellular component: nucleus. The record is from RefSeq and is a predicted model, not a curated record. The transcript has 22 exons. Gene Ontology annotation, molecular function: ATP hydrolysis activity. The coding region runs from base 152 to 2821 and encodes 889 amino acids.